Messenger RNA from Seminavis robusta, 498 nucleotides. Lineage: Eukaryota; Bacillariophyta; Bacillariophyceae; Naviculales; Naviculaceae. The record is from the annotation of a GenBank genome assembly.
CGAAGAGAUAAGGUGUCGAACGAUGACCUGCAAUCCGUAAAGGAACCAUAUUGUCCACCAGACUGUGUCCGAGUGCAAGAGCAAGAUGAUGAUUCAGAUGAAGAAGAAGGAUCCGACGACAUUCCUUUUCCUAGUUUCUUCAAUCAGCUCGACGAAGAUGUGACAGAUGAAGAGUUCAUGUUCCUUGAAGCCACGAUGCAGGGGUACUCGUUUGAUAGCAUCAUGCUUAAACGGAAGAAGCAAACGGAAGAUGCUGACACGGUGGAGCUACCAAUUCCUACCAAUGAUUGCGAAGACCCAAUGGGAGCGGAAGAAGACUUUGUUGAGUAUACUGUUCACAUACAAAGUCAUACCGUCGCGGACGCAACCGGUGCCGGAAUAGGCCAUGGUCAAAAGCCAUUUCACAUUCGUGAUAUUGUUGAGGUUCUGUUGACUAAGACUACCGCACGAGCCAGGGAAGCAAUUUUUGAAUACAACAAAAGGAGCGAAGGUGCAUGA